Molecule: messenger RNA, 2440 nt
Organism: Tribolium madens (black flour beetle)
Lineage: Eukaryota; Metazoa; Arthropoda; Insecta; Coleoptera; Tenebrionidae
Gene: 5-HT2B
Product: 5-hydroxytryptamine receptor 2C
Exons: 7
Coding region: 252-2234 (660 amino acids)
Biological process (GO): G protein-coupled receptor signaling pathway, coupled to cyclic nucleotide second messenger; chemical synaptic transmission
Cellular component (GO): membrane; dendrite
Molecular function (GO): neurotransmitter receptor activity; G protein-coupled serotonin receptor activity
Source: RefSeq, a predicted model, not a curated record
CUUAACUGAUCGAUAAACCAUAAAACACCUAAAUUACAACACAGGCCUUAAUCUAUUGCGAGGCUGCAACAAUAAAACCGACAUCGGGAGGAAAAAGUACGGGAAGUGAAACCUUUUUUCCGGGAAGAGCCACCGAGGGUCGGAUUAAUAAAAAUUGUGCUAAUAGCGAACCAUAAAUAUACAAAUGAUAAUUAAUCGGUUUUGUGCCUCUGGUGGUGGAACGACGCACGCAAAUUAAACACUAAACAAAAAUGGAAAACGUUUUCUACAAAACGACGAUUAUACUCUACAACACGACUUCAAAAAACACAACUGAAACAUCCGACUCCGACACGAUCAACAACUGGUGGGCCUUAUCGGCCCUCAUUCUCGCUGUUGGCACUGCCGCUGGCAACAUCCUCGUCUGUCUCGCGAUAUGUUGGGAACGUCGUCUUCAAAACGUCACCAAUUACUUCCUUAUGUCUCUCGCCAUCACCGAUCUGAUGGUUGCCAUCCUCGUCAUGCCCUUAGGAAUCCUGACACUGAUUAGGGGUUAUUUUCCAUUGCCUUCAAUAUACUGCCUCGCGUGGAUAUGUCUCGACGUACUUUUUUGUACCGCUUCGAUUAUGCAUUUGUGUACUAUAAGCGUCGAUCGAUACCUCUCUCUCAGCUAUCCGAUGAAAUUCGGAAGGAACAAGUCCAGAAGAAGAGUCAUACUCAAGAUAGUUUUCGUCUGGUUAUUGUCGAUAGCCAUGAGCUUACCCUUGAGUCUCAUGUAUUCCAAAGACCAAGGCACUUUAAUAAAAGAUGGGACGUGUCAAAUUCCCGACCCGUUAUACAAACUUAUCGGUUCCAUCAUCUGUUUCUACAUUCCUUUAUUGGUCAUGUUGGUCACUUAUGCCCUAACUGUGCGUCUCCUCGCCCAUCAAAGACAGAAUUUGGGAACCCCAGAUUGGUCCAGCAAUUGGAUGGGAGGGCCAGCUCUAGAACGCCGCUGUACUUGGCGAAAACUUCUAACAAAAGCCAAACAAACAACUCCACAACACGGCCAUCAUUCGGCCACUUCGACUGACACCGAACUAACAACAAUCGAUAACCACGAAUUAUGGAUACAAGAGUCGGAACCAACACCCUGUACCAUGUCCGCUUUAGGUCAAUUCGGCGCCGAAAUGCUCAAACUUUCUCGGGGAUUAGAAGCCGCCUCACAUCUGGGGACACCACCGAGACACAUCGGUGCCUCUCCCGGAAAAACCAUCCUCAAAAUAAGUUCCGGUGACAGUUUGGCUGACUCGCAUUCCUCGUUACUGACACCGGAGACGUCCCCGUGGACCUCCAAGAGACGUCGCGCUUCGACCUUCCACGAAGGAGACACGCGAGACGAAAGUCCUUCGCCGAGAUGGCGAAAAAGACGCUCCAGCUUUCACGAACCGAGAUCUUCGGAUGUUUCUUCAGAGCUUUCGUCUGAAGCGACAGAAAGCUCAACUUUUCCCCUUCCUCCGCCAUGCACCUGUCCCUACUUCGGAGAAAAACCCCCGGAUAAAUCACCGCCACCGAAACCAGCAGAAGUUAAAAUCAUCCCCACGACCAAGUUGUCAUUAGAAGUCGAAAAAUCGCCGCUGAAAAAAUCUCUCCGGAACAGAAGCAGCACUGAUUCGUCGCCAAAUAACAUCGUCGUCACGUGGGAGGCUUCCAGGAGAAGCCAUCGACGAGGUUCAAGCUUCGGCAAUACGAAAACUACAAUUCUGAGCAAUUCGACUCAACGUACUCCGCUUCUGCUCCGUCGUUCCGCAACGCUCCGUCAAAAUGGCCACGGCGGAACAACUCUCAAAGACAAGGGUAAAAACCCAUCAUCCCCUUGUCUUUUACAAAGAUACAACUGCAAUAACGCCGCUACCACCACAAAAAGCAUCCGUUCGCACCACUCGAGAAACUCUUCCGUCAUAUCGAGGAAUUCUUCACGCCACGGAAGAAUCAUCCGUUUGGAACAGAAAGCGACCAAAGUGUUAGGUGUAGUGUUCUUCACUUUCGUGAUUUUGUGGGCACCUUUCUUCAUUUUAAACUUACUUCCGGCGUUCUGUUCCGAGUGCGAUAAGAAUCUAGACAAUUGGGUGGUGCAAUUGGUGACUUGGUUGGGUUACGCGAGUUCAAUGGUGAAUCCGAUUUUCUACACGAUUUUCAAUAAAGUUUUCAGACAAGCGUUUAAAAAAGUGUUAACGUGCAAAUAUCGCAAGACGGCUUGGAGACCGCACAGGUGACCGCAAGUGAAAAAAACGUGUAAAAAAAUUCCAGCACAGCACUGAAAUCUAAUUGUGAUAAUUGAUAAAUAUAGUGUUAAACAAAAUCGGUUCCGACGAACCGUAAAAAUGGGGGAAAAAAUGCUUUCAAUGAGUAAUCUACUAAUUAAAUUAAAAAAACAAGAAUCAUGUUUACAUGUUGUGUAACAGGUAGUUUUUAGUGACAC